GAAUCGGUGAGGUGUUAAUACGACGAACGAUACGUUUCUUAGUUCGAGUUAAGUAAAGGAUAGACGAUGAAGGGAAUAUACGUCGCCAUCGCCUUCCUGGCAGCUUCGGCCGUGAGCGUCGUGAACUCCGAUCAAGAUUUUUUGGAGGAAGACUUCUAUGAGGAUGGCAUUCCUAUAAAAUGCCCAUUGCCACAACCAAAUUUCAGGAACACUACAACCAACAUCCCGCAUGAAAACGAUUGCACGUUGUUUUACAAGUGUAAUCUGGGACGAGCUAUCAAGCAACAAUGUCCCUUGAUGAUCGAAGGAGACCCACAGACGAGAUUGCAUUAUAAUAGACGCCUGCAGGUUUGUGAUUGGCCAUGGCAGGCCGGUUGCUCAAGUUGCGCAAUACAGUAUCCAAAUGGAACAUUUCCGCCGCCGGAGAAAAUGAAUAAUCCAAAGAACGAUUGCCAGUACAUAGAGUGCCGAAAUGGUGUGGAAUCCGAGCCAAUUAAUUGUCAACCUGGUACAUGCUUCAGUCGCACAUGUCAGAAAUGCGUUGGUGACAGAACUGGUGGAAAAUGUUCAGACGAAGUAAUAAAUCCGGGAUGUCAACCAUUGGGCGACACAAAAUUUCAUGAUUGUUCCUGCACUUUAUAUCACGCAUGUAGAAAUAUUAAUGGACAAAAUUUGUGGAUUUGGGAGGAGUGCACGGGUGGUCUGCAUUAUAGCCCAAUCCAAAAAAUAUGCCAAACACCGGAUAUAGCUGGUUGUCCACAUCUCAAAUAA
This is a messenger RNA of Cyphomyrmex costatus, 771 nucleotides long. RefSeq lists its product as uncharacterized. The record is from RefSeq and is a predicted model, not a curated record. Gene Ontology annotation, molecular function: chitin binding. Gene Ontology annotation, cellular component: extracellular region. The coding region runs from base 67 to 771 and encodes 234 amino acids. The transcript is spliced from 2 exons. Lineage: Eukaryota; Metazoa; Arthropoda; Insecta; Hymenoptera; Formicidae.